This is a messenger RNA of Spathaspora passalidarum NRRL Y-27907, 1652 nucleotides long. Its product is annotated as mRNA-binding protein. Gene Ontology annotation, cellular component: nucleus; cytoplasm. Lineage: Eukaryota; Fungi; Ascomycota; Pichiomycetes; Serinales; Debaryomycetaceae. The record is from RefSeq and is a predicted model, not a curated record. Gene Ontology annotation, biological process: regulation of mRNA stability. Gene Ontology annotation, molecular function: zinc ion binding; poly(A) binding. Bases 25 to 1383 code for a protein of 452 amino acids. The transcript is spliced from 2 exons.
CUGUAAACUUCUUAUAUACUUGCCAUGCUGUUUGUACCAGAAAGUGAACUUGGAUUAAGGUUGAAACUGAUCUUAAUACCUGAAAUUCAAAGGCGAUUUGAUAAAUCUCAAGAUGAUGCACAAGAUAUCGCUGAUUACUUGAUGUAUUUGCUAGCCAGCAACAAGCCCCAUGAUGAGAUCGCCACGGAAAUACAAGACAUUGCCGAUAUACCUAUGGAUACAUCCUUCAUUAACGAUGUUCUAGUGGAGAUUCAGAAGCUACAACAAGGAGACCAACCACAGCCGCAACCUCAACCACAAUCACAACCACAACCACAACCACAACAGGUUGUUUCUGAAACAAGCGUCGAACCAACUCCAGAACAAACCCCACCGGAACCAAUGAUGGUGGAAGAACCAAGAAAGAAGAUAAACAUACCUACCGCUCCUCAAAACAUGAGAAGCCAAAUGUCAGAACAACAAAGACGCGAACUUAGAGGGCAACGGUUUGGAAUAAGUGCUAGAGGACGUGGAGGUGUUUCAAAGCCAGGAUCCGCUGGAAGAUCAGAGAGACAGAAUAACAAUUUCAAAAAGAACUUCAACGAUACCAAGAGAAUAGAACAGGCAUUAGAUAUGAUUGGCUCAUCCGGUGUUAAAAUUCUCAAUGACAAGUUCGUUCCCCAAGCUCCAAAGGGAAGAUGUCCCGAUUUUCCAUACUGUAAAAAUAAGGAAUGUGACAAGGCCCAUCCUACUAAGAACUGCUUUGCUUAUCCAAAUUGUCCUAAUCCACCAGGAACCUGUAACUACUUACAUCCAGAUCAAGAUCAAGACUUAAUUGCCAAGUUGGAGCAAUCUAGAAAGGAAUACGAACAAAAGAAGAUCAACAAUAUCUUGGUUCAACAAGGGUCUUGUAAAUUCGGUGCCAAGUGUUCCAAAGACACCUGUCCGUUUGCUCAUCCAACUCCAGCCAAUAACAAUGCAGUCAUUGAAACUUUGGAAUGGUGUACAGAAGGAAAGAACUGUAUAAAUACCGAAUGUAAGAAAUCACAUCCGCCACCACCAACAGCCACGGCUGAAUCCACUACAUCUGCUGCUGAAAUUGCAUUGGAGCAAUGUAAGUUUGGAACUCAAUGUACUAAUUAUAAAUGUCCAAGAAGACACGCCACUUCCAGUGUACCAUGUCGUAGUGGAUCUGAUUGCAGAAGAUUGGAUUGUACAUUUGCCCAUCCAAUCAAAGAAACUUGUCGUUUUGGCGCAAAAUGUCAAAACAAGAAUUGUAUGUAUCAACACCCAGAGGGAAGAACUAUAGCCCCAAACACAUGGUCCAAAGAAGACGCAGCUACCACUAACCGUUCAUUUGCGGUUCCUGAAGACCAAGUUAUGGAACAAGCUGUUCAACAAUAGGUUAUAUUUUGUUACAAAAAGAAAAUUAUAAUGUUUUUAUAUUAAUAUUAUGCUGUUUUAUAUUAUAGAAAUUUAAAAAAAAAAAGAAUCAAAAGAACUAAAACUUGACAAAUUUGUUGAUUAUUGGUUUAUAUGAAACCUGGAACCCUGGCGUUGCUUUGGGUUUGUUUUCUGAUGUUUAUCACUUCUAUUUUUUUUAGUGUGUAGUUUUAGUAAUGGGGAUAAAUUUAAGGGUAUACAUAAAUGUUGCAAUAUGCUGCAAAUUUAUC